Leishmania mexicana MHOM/GT/2001/U1103 is the source of this 1596-nucleotide messenger RNA. RefSeq lists its product as hypothetical. Gene Ontology annotation, biological process: endoplasmic reticulum to Golgi vesicle-mediated transport; vesicle fusion with Golgi apparatus. Bases 1 to 1596 code for a protein of 531 amino acids. NCBI's taxonomy places the organism in Eukaryota, Euglenozoa, Kinetoplastea, Trypanosomatida, Trypanosomatidae. The record is from RefSeq and is a predicted model, not a curated record. Gene Ontology annotation, cellular component: trans-Golgi network. The transcript has a single exon.
AUGGCUCAGCAGCAGCCACACCGGCGUUACGAGGGUUACGUAUACCCUACCGAGUUCCAAUCCACGCCGACGGGCAGUCGCGACAGUGGUGGCGGUGCCUACUUUGGCAGAGAGCGGAUACCAUCCCCCUCUGCUGCCUCACUCUCCGGCGCCACCGGCCUCGUUCGGCGCUCUGUGCAACACACCGGUGCCGCCGCUGUGGCCACGGCGUCCACCGGUGCCAACGCUACCGGCUACCAGGGCUCGUACGGCUACUUCCACGGGCAGGGCAACAGCAUUGACAUCACCAGCGGCUACAACAGCGAUGCCGGGAGCUCGACGUCAAACCCGCUAUACGGAGGCGGCGGCAGAAGCGGGUACAUAGUCCCGAAUACCUCGUCACAGCACCAGGAGGUGGUGGUGGGGGCUAGCCGAAGCUCCGCUGGGGCGUCGGGUGCGAACUCUACAGAGCCUUCGCCUGGUAUGUGGGCAGCAGAGCCCGGCGUGAACAGCCUGACUCCGAGCGGCCGUCAGCUCUCACAGCUUCCGCCGCGACUGCAUGAACCUGGCAUUUUCCAGCCCUCCAGCGACGGCAGCGCCACCUCAAUCACGAACAGCACCAUCGGCAGCAGCUCAGCGCGUCCACCGGCUCAGCAAGCGUUCCUGCCGUCGGACCCGUUAAUGCAGCCCCUGCCGCUUACUGCAUCGCAGCACCGUCGGCAUCAUUAUCAGCAGCAGCCAUACGUAGUGUCGAUGCCGUCGUCGCCGUCCAGCAACCUGCAGCGGGGGACGGCAAGCGGGGCGGUGCCGCCGGAGGCUGCAUUUGUGCAGCGCAGCGGUUCGUGCGCGGCGAGCCCUAUCCAUAUGAGCGGCCCGCGCAUGCCAGCUGCCUACGAUGCCUCGGCCAGCCCGAACACUGCCGGCGGCGCUGUGUUCGGUAACCGCCGCACGAGUGGUUUUUUGGGUCGCUUCCUAGCGCAGGCUUUGCCGGUGCUAGACGGCAGUGCCGGAGACCCUGGCAGCGGGAACGGGGCUGGCAGUGCAGCCCCCAUCGGUGAGCGUCCCCUGCAUCAGCUCCGCUUUGGCAACCCCGCCGAUGACCUGCCGUUGCUCGAGGAACUUGGUAUCUUUCCCCGGCAUAUAUGGGACAAGGCGCGUGCCGUGUUGAACCCCUUCAAGCCAAUCAGCGUCGACGCCGCGAAGGACACCGACUUGGCAGGCCCCGUCUUCUUCGCCCUGUCGUUGGCGGUGUUGCUGUCACUGCGUGGCAAGAUACAGUUCAGCGCGAUCUACGGCCUUUUCAUGCUCGGCGUGGGCUUCUUCAAGAUGCUCCUGUCACUCAUGCAGCCGCGUGGCGGUGUCCCGCUACAAUUUGUUGCGAGUACGAUUGGCUACGGUCUACUUCCGACGGUGCUGCUCGCCUCCGUGCGCACCGUUGGCUCGUGGGUUAUGGGUCUCCGCGGCGUGCUGCCACUGACGCUGCUGAUGGUUGCGUGGUCGGCGUGGUGCGGCACGACCCUUGUCGCGAAGGGGCUAGGGAUGGAGGAGCAGCGCUACCUUGUUCUGUACCCGAUGCUUCUCUUCUACUCCACCUUCAAUGUUGUGGCUGUGUACUAG